Zychaea mexicana is the source of this 459-nucleotide messenger RNA. RefSeq lists its product as uncharacterized. The record is from RefSeq and is a predicted model, not a curated record. The coding region runs from base 1 to 459 and encodes 152 amino acids. The transcript has 2 exons. Lineage: Eukaryota; Fungi; Mucoromycota; Mucoromycetes; Mucorales; Lichtheimiaceae.
AUGACCGCUCAUCAAAUUGUUGCCACCGCAUUGAUCAACGGGCAUUUCCAUUGGUGCAACUUGGAUAUGAGGGAUCAUCGUGGUGCUGCAAAAGCCAAUUCUAAUACUGCCCAGGCCCAAUUGUCUGAUGUAAAGGAAAUGGGUGGAUCGCCACCCUGUUUCAGAAUUGUUUGCGUGGUGCUUAUCCCUGCAGUGUUCCCCAUUGCAAUUGACAAAAACGUUACAAGCAACCCGCUUUUUUCAGUGUUAAAAGCGAAUGACUCCGAGAUGCAAGACAGUAAAUGGUCACCAUCUCAGGAAUCUCUGCCCAGCUAUAUGGCCCUUUCAAAUAGCAACUACUCCUACCGCGAUUCACCAUCGCACGCGCCACCGCCACCACCACCACCACCUCCUCCCUCAGCAACAGCAGCAGCAGCAGCAUCUACUGAUAUGGCUACAGAGUCUUCGAUGCAUGGGUAA